This is a messenger RNA of Emys orbicularis (European pond turtle), 525 nucleotides long. It is a transcript of the gene IL18BP, whose product is annotated as interleukin 18 binding protein. The record is from RefSeq and is a predicted model, not a curated record. Bases 1 to 525 code for a protein of 174 amino acids. NCBI's taxonomy places the organism in Eukaryota, Metazoa, Chordata, Testudines, Emydidae. Gene Ontology annotation, molecular function: interleukin-18 binding. The transcript is spliced from 5 exons.
AUGGACCCAGCCACAGCCCACAGACGUCUAGGUGUGAUGGGAGCUGUUCCCUGGCUCCCUCUAGUCCUCCUCUGCGGCUGCAGCCACUUCCAGAGCUCAGAUGCGGCUUCCAGCCUGCGCCCAGAGAUCAUCACCCCCCUGAAGCCCGUGAAAAGUCCCACCCUAGGGAAACGCUUCAGUGUCAGCUGCCAGGCUCAGAGCCCCUUCCCGAGGAUGACCCUCAUCUACUGGCUGGCAAACGGCUCCUUCGUGGAGGACCGGUACCCGGACGGGGCAGUGAGCAAAGGGGACGUCGUAAGGGAGCCCAGGGGCACCAAGGUCCUCCUGACCCGGGAGCUGCACUUCCGCUCCUUCUCCUGGAGGGACUGGAGCACCUCGUUCCUGUGCAUGGUGAGGAACCCGGCCGGGCUCGAAAAGGUGCUUGUCCGCUGGGACCCCGAACGGCCAGCACAGAUCUCCGAGCCGCAGCAGGAGACAAGGCAGGAUGUCCAGACCCCAGAGAGCACCCCCACCAUGGACCGGUGA